CGUCAACACAGUCGCUCCUCAGACGGAUAUCGGCCAGAGAGAGAGAGAGAGAGAGCUGCUGUUCUGUUGAGGUUGCAUUUCUUCCUCAGCCAUGGAGACACUAUACAGUAUGCCGUUCGCUCUGCUGGAGUGCCCCAAUGUGAAGCUGAAGAAACCGUCGUGGCUGCACAUGCCGUCGGCCAUGACCGUGUACGCGGUCGUCAUCGUGUCCUACUUUCUCAUCACGGGAGGUAUCAUCUACGACGUCAUUGUGGAGCCACCGAGUGUGGGUUCAAUGACUGAUGAGCACGGACACCAGAGACCAGUGGCCUUUUUGGCCUACAGAGUAAACGGCCAGUACAUCAUGGAAGGACUGGCUUCCAGUUUCCUUUUCACAAUGGGAGGCCUGGGCUUUAUAAUCCUGGACCGCUCCAAUGCACCCAACAUUCCCAAACUCAACCGCUUCCUGCUGCUCUUCAUCGGUUUUGUCAGCGUUCUCCUCAGCUUCUUCAUGGCCAGAGUAUUCAUGCGCAUGAAGCUGCCAGGAUACCUCAUGGGCUAAAGACGCGACAAGCAAACUUAAAACGACAUGGAUGAAGGACAUCAGCGGCCAACUAAAACGCGCUUUCUAUAAUCAACCACUGAGGACUGAAAGCACUGACCGUGUUCAAGAAAUUAGACCCCACUGCAUUGGCUCCGUCUCAAUCGUGUUUUUUGACUUACUCAAUUUCCCAAAAAGAAAAAGAUACAACAGAGUAACAUCAUUAAGACUUAGUUACUUACCACCGUUGUUUGGAGCCACUGGUUUGGAAUCUGGAUUAGGACUAUAUGAAUCAUUUAAAGGGCAGUCUAAUGUUUUAAGUUGUGCGUUUUUGUAAAGAAAUUGUUGAAAAAGCCUACAACUUGUCACAGUUGCAUUUUUGUACAAGGAUGUGAAAUAAAUCUCCUUUUCAGA
This is a messenger RNA of Pungitius pungitius (ninespine stickleback), 934 nucleotides long. RefSeq names its product oligosaccharyltransferase complex subunit (gene ostc). The record is from RefSeq and is a predicted model, not a curated record. Bases 92 to 541 code for a protein of 149 amino acids. Gene Ontology annotation, cellular component: oligosaccharyltransferase complex. NCBI's taxonomy places the organism in Eukaryota, Metazoa, Chordata, Actinopteri, Perciformes, Gasterosteidae. The transcript has 4 exons.